Messenger RNA from Cornus florida, 2216 nucleotides. RefSeq names its product long chain base biosynthesis protein 1-like. The transcript has 13 exons. The coding region runs from base 264 to 1709 and encodes 481 amino acids. The record is from RefSeq and is a predicted model, not a curated record. Gene Ontology annotation, molecular function: pyridoxal phosphate binding; serine C-palmitoyltransferase activity. Gene Ontology annotation, cellular component: endoplasmic reticulum. Lineage: Eukaryota; Viridiplantae; Streptophyta; Magnoliopsida; Cornales; Cornaceae. Gene Ontology annotation, biological process: sphingosine biosynthetic process; ceramide biosynthetic process.
UCCAAAUCAACCCUACCAAACACACCCUAAAAAUGAUUGAUGUUCUGAAACUCAGAUCUGAAGUUAGUCUUUGCUGUCGAAGAUCUGGAUCUCACUUUCGUCAUUGCCUGAGCUAUUCAUCCUCCAAAGUUCACCCCCGAAGAUCUCUCUCAGGAUCUGUAAGUGUGUAUGUUGGAUAAUACAGUGCAUGAGCUUUGGGAGAAUGCACUAGAAGGAAACGUGUAGUAAAUCUUGUACGUGUGCCAAAUUAAGAUAUAAAAACAAUGGCAUCAACUGCUGUGAAUAUGGUGAAAACUACAUUAGACUGGGUGACGAUAGCAUUUGAUGCCCCUUUUGCUCGAGCUGUUGUUUUUGGAGUGCCUAUUGGAGGGCAUCUAUUUGUGGAAGGUCUCCUUUUAGUGGUUAUCCUCUUUCUACUCUCCCAGAAAAGUUAUAAGCCGCCUAAACGGCCAUUAACGAAGAAGGAAAUAGAUGAGCUAUGUGAUGAAUGGGUUCCAGAAUCCCUUAUUCCUGCUAUUACAGAAGAGAUGCAGGGGAAACCCCCUGUAUUGGAAAGUGCUGCAGGGCCGCAUACAGUAAUCAACGGCAAAGAAGUUGUGAAUUUUGCUUCAGCAAAUUACCUUGGAUUGAUAGGCAAUGAGAAAUUACUUGAGUCAUGUACUUCUGCAUUGGAGAAAUAUGGUGUGGGCUCCUGUGGUCCUCGUGGGUUUUAUGGAACAAUUGAUGUCCACGUUGAUUGCGAGGCCAGAAUAGCAACGUUUUUGGGAACUCCUGAUUCAAUCCUCUAUUCCUAUGGACUCUCUACCAUGUUCAGUGCAAUUCCAGCUUUUUGUAAAAAAGGAGAUAUUGUUGUUGUGGAUGAGGGUGUUCACUGGGGAAUACAGAAUGGUCUUCAUUUAUCUAGAAGUACGAUUGUAUAUUUCAAGCACAAUAACAUUGAGUCCCUACGAAAUACUCUGGAGAAAGUUACUCAAGAAAAUAAGCGAGCUAAGAAGCUAAGACGCUACAUUGUGGUUGAAGCUGUGUACCAGAAUUCUGGCCAAAUUGCUCCACUAGAUGAGAUCAUCAGACUGAAGGAGAAAUAUCUGUUCCGUGUUUUAUUGGAUGAGAGCAACUCAUUUGGUGUUCUUGGUUGUUCUGGGAGAGGUCUAACCGAACACUAUAGGAUUCCGAUUGAGAAGAUAGACAUCAUAACUGCUGCCAUGGGACACGCGUUGGCCACAGAAGGAGGAUUUUGCACUGGAAGUGCCAGAGUCAUUGAUCAUCAACGUCUCAGCAGUUCUGGUUACGUAUUUUCUGCUUCUCUGCCCCCAUACCUAGCGAUUGCUGCAAUUACUGCUAUUGAUGUCCUGGAGGAAAAUCCUGAUCUGAUUACAAAACUGAAGAAAAACAUUGCCUUAUUAUGCAAAGGUCUGUCAGAUAUCCAAGGCCUUGAGAUUGCUAGCAGUCCAGAAUCCCCAAUUGUAUAUCUCAGACUAAAAAAGCCCACGGGUUCUUUAAAGAAUGAUCUACAGCUGCUUGAAGAUAUUGCGGAUCAAGCAUUGAGGGAGGACUCUGUUUUUGUAGUGACUUCCAAAAGGUCAACACUAGAUAAAUGCCAUCUGCCUGUGGGAAUUAGAUUGUUUGUCUCUGCUGGUCAUUCAGAGUCUGAUCUGCUGAAAGCAUGUGAAUCAUUGAAGAGAGUUACAGAAUUGGUGACUUGGUGUUAACCGGCUGUGAUUGAAUGUUGCAUAACAGAUAUCAGGCUUAGUGGCCUUCGUCUCUGAUAUCAUGUGGCCUGCAAAGAAUGGGAGGGAAAGGUGUUGCUACGAGUUUGAUAUUGAUUAUGAAUUAUUUUUCCACUCCGAUCUCAUGUGGCCAACAAAGAAUUUAGGGAAAGAUGUUGCUAGGAGCUUGAUAUUGCUUUAUGAAUUAUUUCGAAUUGUGUUUUUUGUAAUUGUUCCUUCACAUAAAAGCUAAGGCGGUAAUAACUUGCCGUUUGAGCUGAUAGCAAAGCUACAAUGUGUUGGGAGCUGAGUUGUGGAAAUUGUUUUGGUUUACAAAUGUUACAUGCUGACGUUCUUGUUCUUUUGAAAAUUCUGUUUGUAGGAUUGUUGCUUCUGCUAGGUUUAUUAUUAGAUGAAAAUGUCUUCUUCUGUGAAUAUAUUCCAUAGCUCAUUGGAUUGGUUUGAGGAAACAUUUGUUUAAUUAUAAUUCUUGGUCGGUUUGCUUUGUCA